This is a messenger RNA of Paramecium octaurelia, 2781 nucleotides long. NCBI's taxonomy places the organism in Eukaryota, Ciliophora, Oligohymenophorea, Peniculida, Parameciidae. The record is from the annotation of a GenBank genome assembly.
AAAAUGUCAGGUUUAUAAAAAUAGAUAUCAGGCAGUGAUUCAAAGACAUUAAUGUCUAGGAAAUCUUUUUGUGGGUCCAAUUCAAAUAUGAAUUAACUCUUUAGACCUGAAUUCGGGUCUACACAAAGUUUAGCGAAUCAUGAAAGAUUGUGGCAUUUGAUGUAAAAUUACUUGCCUUCUGACAAAAAAAGGUAUGUGAUCGUACUUAAAUUUAAGUAUUCAGGAACAGAUCGUGAACCAUGUAGAAUUUUCACUCGCAAGAACAAGAUUUGAUUUCCAUUAAGUACAUUGUUAUUAAGCAGUGUCUCACUCAAUAAGAGAUAGAUUGAUUGAAAGUUUUAAUGAUACUCAAUUGUAUUUUCAUGAGUAAGAUUGCAAGAGAGUAUACUAUUUAUCAAUUGAAUUUCUAAUUGGAAGAUGUCUUUAAAAUGCAGUAGGAAAUCUUGGAUUACAAGAUUCAUAUACUGAGGCAGUUCAAGAGUUGGGUUACAAAUUGGAAGACCUCUACGACGAGGAAGUAGAUCCAGCCUUAGGGAAUGGUGGAUUAGGGUAUAAAAUAAUCCAUUAAUUUCUAGUCGUUUAGCAGCCUGUUUUUUGGAUUCACUCGCAACUUUGAAUUACCCAGCCUUUGGUUAUGGUAUUAGAUAUAGUUAUGGAAUAUUCAAGUAAUUGAUUCAAAAUGGGUAAUAAGUGGAAGCACCAGAUUACUGGUUAGAGAAGGGUAACCCUUGGGAAAUUGAGAGAUUGGAUGUGUAAUAUCCAGUCAAAUUUUAUGGAAGAGUAGUCAAGAGACACGAGAACGGUUAGGAAAAGUCAUUAUGGGAAGCAGGAGUAUAUAUCUUUAUUAGACUAAAUAGGAAACAAUAGUUGCCAGAGCUUAUGAUACUCCAAUCCCAGGAUAUAUGACAUUCAAUACAAUAGCUUUGAGAUUGUGGAGAUCUGUGCCAGCAAAUGAGUUUGAUUUUACUAGUUUUAAUGAGGGAGAUUAUUUCAAGUCAUUGGAAGCCAGAGAAAAAGCAGAAUACAUAACAUCAGUCUUAUAUCCAAAUGAUAAUUCCUAUGCUGGAAAAGAACUCAGAUUGAAAUAAGAAUAUUUACUAGUUAGUGCUACACUUUAAGAUAUUAUGAGAAGAUUCAAAAAAGUAAGAAGAGAUUGGUCUAUUCUGCCAGAGAAGGUAGCCAUUCAAUUAAAUGAUACUCAUCCUUCAUUAGCUAUAUUGGAACUCUUAAGAAUUUUGAUUGAUCAAGAGAGUAUGACUCAUGCAAAUGCUUGGGAAAUCAUUUCCAAGACUUUCGGUUAUACAAAUCAUACAGUAUUACCUGAAGCUUUAGAGAAAUGGGGUGUUGAUUUGUUAGGUAGUUUAUUGCCUAGACAUCUUGAGAUUAUCUACUAUGUUAAUAUGAUUUUCUUGAAUAAAGUAAGUGCUAAAUUCCCAGGAGAUGCACACAAAUUAUCAGCACUCUCACUUAUUGAAGAAGGCCCAGUGAAGAAGAUCAGAAUGGCUAAUUUAUCAAUCAUCGGAUCACAUAUGGUUAAUGGUGUUGCAAGAAUACAUUCAGAGUUAUUGAAGACCGACUUGUUUAAGGAUCAUUUUGAGAUGAGACCAAAGAAGUUCAUUAACAUCACCAAUGGGGUUGCACCAAGAAGAUGGCUCAGAUCAUGUAAUCAACAAUUAGCUAAAUUGUAUGAUGAAUGGUUAGGCACAGACGAAUGGGUACUCAAUAUGGAUAUGUUGAAAACUCUAGAAGACAAAUGCGAAGAUCAAUUGGCAUUAAUCUAAUUUAUGAAGGUCAAAAGAAAUAAUAAAUAAAGACUUAUCAAAUGGGUUAGACAAUAUUGUAAUGUAGAAGUUAAUGCAGAUACUUUAUUUGAUAUUCAAGUCAAGAGAAUUCAUGAAUACAAAAGAUAAUUCAUGAACAUCCUUUAUGUCAUCUAUAGAUAUCUUUUAUUAAAGGAUACUCCUACUGAAGGCAGAAAAAAGUUUGCACCAAGAACUGUUUUCUUUGGAGGAAAGGCAGCUCCUGGAUAUUUGAAUGCAAAAAGAAUCAUCAAAUUAAUUAAUGCUGUUGCUGAAGUCGUAAAUCAUGAUUUGGAUACUAAUCAUUUCUUGAAGGUAGUGUUCCUACCCAAUUAUAAUGUCUCAUCAGCAGAAAUCAUUAUACCUGCCUCAGAUAUCUCUUAGCAUAUUUCAACUGCUGGCACAGAAGCAUCAGGAACUUCCAAUAUGAAAUUCGUAAUGAAUGGGGGAAUCAUUUUAGGAACUUGGGAUGGUGCUAAUAUUGAAAUUGCAGAAGAAGUAGGACUUGAUAAUAUUUUCAUUUUUGGUGCAAGAGUAGAAGAAGUUGGCAAAUUGAUUGACAAUAUGAAAAACUCUGAUCCUUUUCAAUACAUUCAAAAACCUCUUUGGAAUGUUAUCUAAUCUAUAAGAUCUGGUAUCUUUGGACAUGAUCAUCAUGGGUUAUUAGACUCAAUUACAAAUAGAAAUGACUUCUAUUUAGUGGGGCAUGAUUUCUAUCAUUAUGCCUAAGCUCAAAUCAAAGUAUGUCAUAUAUCUCAAUAUUUUCCAGAUUGAUCAAUUGUACCAAGAUAAGAUUUAAUGGGCUAAGAAAGCAUUCUACAAUUCUAUUAGAUCAGGCAAAUUUAGUAGUGAUAGAACUAUUCAUGAGUAUGCUGAAAAGAUUUGGUAUUUUUGAAUAUCUUAAACUCUUAGGAACAUAAAACCUAUUGUUGUACCUUAGCCUACAGCCAAUAAAUAGGAUAGAUUUAAAAUCUAGAAAUGA